Protopterus annectens (West African lungfish) is the source of this 2234-nucleotide messenger RNA. RefSeq lists its product as uncharacterized. The transcript is spliced from 9 exons. The record is from RefSeq and is a predicted model, not a curated record. NCBI's taxonomy places the organism in Eukaryota, Metazoa, Chordata, Ceratodontiformes, Protopteridae. Bases 432 to 1550 code for a protein of 372 amino acids.
CUGUACUUGUGCGGAUUUCUGACUUGCCAUUAGUGAAGUCUGGGUGGGACUCCAUUCAGAACAUAUACACCAAUACAAAGGAAAAACACCCUCUUAUUGCCUCUGUACUUAAUGUAUAUGAGAAAGGAGCAAAGGCAGCCACUUCUCUGGGAGCAUGGAGCAUAAAACCUGUUGUUGACAUACUGCAACCUCAAAUAAAUGCUGCCAACAACCUUGCUUGUGCAGGCCUAGACAUUCUAGAAGAGAAGAUUCCUGCCUUGCACUACUCCCCUGAGAAGAUUGCUUCAGAGUUUAAAGAAGCUGCUACCAGUAUAAUAGGUGGAGCCAGCAGACAAAUAAGCAAUGUCAGGAGCCGUGCCAAAAGUCUAGUAGCCAGCCCUUCAGAGAGUACCAUCAGUGCAGCUACCACAAGCUCUGAGACUCGAGGAGAAAUGACAACUGGAAUGACCAAGUACAUCUAUAAACCAGUUAGCUUGACAGGACAAGGCAUUGGCAUGCUACUCAAUAAAGCACAGGGUUUGGCUGACUAUGUGCUCCCUAAUAACGAAGGCAAAAAAGUUGACAGCACUUCUAAAGAAAAAGGAUCUGAGGUUCCUGCUGAAGAGCAGGGUAGCAUCAUUUGGAGAGCGGGCUUCUUCGCCAGCAUCGCUAUUAAGCAAUCCUACAAACAAACAUCAAAUUCACUCCAACAAACCAUGAACAGAGGACUAGGGAUGGUGUCAUCGGUUCCUAAUCCAUUUAUCAUGAUGCAAAGGAUGCAGGUCAAGAUUUGGCUAUCUUAUUUUUAUCAACGGGUCCUUGCCUGGGUGAGAAGGAUCCUGGAUGGUCUUCAGGGCCGUGGCUUGAACUCAAAGGCUUUCAGCAUGAUUCAGGAUCUCACUCAAAACCUCCAAGCAGCAACUGUCUCUGGGGCCUCCAAGACAAUGAAUCUGCUGCCCUCCUUACUGAAACCUGUAGAGGAUGUUUCUAAACUCAUACCAAAAGAGCUCAUAUCAGGAGCAUCAGACAAAAUCAGUACACUGAGAAACACAGUAUCAGAUGCAACCAACAGUACACUGAAGAAUAUAUUUGCCUUCACACCUAACUCAAAGGCUUUCAGCACGAUUCAGGAUCUCACUCAAAACCUCCAAGCAGCAACUGUCUCUGGGGCCUCCAAGACAAUGAAUCUGCUGCCCUCCUUACUGAAACCUGUAGAGGAUGUUCCUAAACUCAUACCAAAAGAGCUCAGAUCAGGAGCAUCAGACAAAAUCAGUACACUGAGAAACACAGUAUCAGAUGCAACCAACAGUACACUGAAGAAUAUAUUUGCCUUCACACCUCUUCCUGGCCUAAUACCAAAUAGAGAGGAUAAAACCUCUAAUGAUGCUGAAUCUGAUCACCUGCCAGCAGAGAAAGAAGAGGAUGAUAAAGGCAAGAUAUCACAUGAUGAAUCCUCUUCCAAAACUACAGACCCAAGCCUUCUUAAGAAAACCCUGGGACAGCUCCCUUCUGUGAAGGAAGCAAUACAAAAAGGCCCUCUAUUCAUGAUGGAGGAAGUGUUUAAAGCUUAGAGAAUAGCUCCUUGACAGCAUCUGCUUCACAACAACACAAGGGAUAAGCCAGCAUCUAUACCGCAAAAAUGCAAGGGAUCAGCCAGAAUCAACAUCUAAAAAAUGUAAGGGAUCAGGCCAAUCGCACACUGAAUAAAUGGUAUCAUCAAGUUACACUUGUCCAUUUUAUAACAAUGAAACUACCAUCAACAGGAAUUAACUGUGCAAAAAGAGUUUUCUUUCUUGCUAGGAUGACACAGUUAAAGGUGAAGGGUAAAGCAAAAGAUUUUCACUGAUUGUCUCACCACAUAUUGCAACUGGUAAUAUUAUCAGAUCUUAGCUAUCUUCAGAAAUGUUAUUUCAUCCAUUAUGUGCUAGAAGUGAAAUGUUUUCAUUUACUAACUACAGCUCUGUGAUUUAUCCUUUAUUUACUGUACAAAAAGAAACAACUGAGUAUCUCUACAUUUGCAUAUAGUACCGUAUUACUAAGUAAAGUUCAAUGAAGUUUGAAGCAAUGCGUUUUUAUCAGCAAUUAAAAUGUAAUUCUAGCUUGAGUCUUUUCCAAAGGAUUUAUAUUACUCACAAAUAGCUUGUAUAGUGUUACACAUUUAAAGGCUAAUCUAUACUUGUGGAUGCAUUUACUUAUGUUUUAGCCUCUUGCUAACUUAUAGAAUGGAAAUGAAAUACAGUCGGCUAUUGCUAUAA